AGUAGCCAGGGAUUUAUCGGCUAGAAUCCUCUCCUUCAAUUCCUCCAACUUUCCGGUGUAGGCCAGGUUGCAGACCAUUAGAUUGGACACACACCCCUCCAUUUCGCUUUCCCAGGAUCUCCUUGAAGCGCGACCAUCAACCGCCUCACGUCGCCGGCUCCUACUGCCAAUCAAAAGAGCCCGAAGGCCUCCACCAAUCACUGAUCGUCCUCGUCCCUUGGUCUUUUCCCAUCACGCGGCGCCUCUGGGAGUUGCAGUCUGAGGGCAGUUCCGGGCAGGGAGGUGCCUUUGCGGCCCGCACAGACUCGACCCCUACCAGAGUGGAACUACAAGUCCCAGGGUCCCUAGCGGCCGCCGUAGUCAAGCGGCCGGUGGAAUUGGCCCAGGAUGACAGCUGGAGAAUGGAGUCAGUUUUAUCCAAGUAUGAAAACCAGAUUACUAUUUUUGCUGACUACUUAGAAGAUUUUCCAGAUACAGAUGAGUUGGUAUGGAUCUUGGGAAAACAACAUCUCCUUAAAACAGAAAAAUCUAAGCUGUUGUCUGAUAUAAGUACUCGUCUAUGGUUUACAUACAGAAGGAAAUUUUCACCAAUUGGGGGAACGGGCCCUUCGUCAGAUGCUGGCUGGGGAUGUAUGCUACGCUGUGGACAGAUGAUGCUGGCUCAAGCCCUUAUCUGCAGACACUUGGGAAGGGACUGGAACUGGGAGAAGCAAAAAGAACAACCCAAAGAAUACCAAUGGAUCCUACAGUGCUUCUUAGAUAGAAAAGACUGUUGCUACUCUAUCCAUCAAAUGGCACAAAUGGGUGUAGGAGAAGGGAAAUCAAUUGGCGAAUGGUUUGGACCAAAUACAGUUGCACAGGUGUUAAAAAAACUUGCUUUAUUUGAUGAAUGGAAUUCCUUGGCUGUUUAUGUUUCAAUGGAUAACACAGUGGUCAUUGAAGAUAUCAAAAAAAUGUGCCGUGUCCUUUCCUUGAAUGCCGAUCCAGCCAGUGAGAGCCCCGCUGACUCUCUGAAUGCUUUGAGCCGGAGUAAGGGCUGCCUAACCUGGAAACCCCUGCUGCUCAUUGUGCCCCUUCGCCUGGGCAUAAACCAAAUCAAUCCUGUCUAUGUCGAUGCAUUCAAAGAGUGUUUUAAGAUGCCACAGUCUUUAGGGGCAUUAGGAGGAAAACCAAAUAACGCCUAUUAUUUCAUAGGAUUCUUAGGAGAUGAACUCAUUUUCUUGGACCCUCACACAACCCAGACCUUCGUUGACACUGAAGAGAAUGGAAUGGUUGACGACCAGACUUUCCAUUGCCUGCAAUCCCCACAGCGAAUGAAUAUCCUGCACUUGGAUCCUUCUGUGGCACUGGGAUUUUUCUGCAAAGAAGAGAAAGACUUUGAUAGCUGGUGUAGCCUUGUUCAAAAGGAAAUUCUAAAGGAGAAUUUAAGGAUGUUUGAAUUAGUUCAGAAACAUCCAUCGCACUGGCCUCCCUUUGUUCCUCCAGCUAAGCCAGAAGUGACGACCACUGGGGCAGAAUUCAUUGACUCUACUGAACAAUUAGAGGAGCUUGACCUGGAGGAAGAUUUUGAGAUUCUGAGUGUAUAGAAUAGUGGGUAUUCAACUUAGAGAUCUGUCUUCCAUCUGGCACCAGAAGAACAUGAACUCAUUACAUAAAAUUUUUCUAGUCAGCAAGUGCCUGAUAUGCAACAGCAUACAAACUUGAUACUAAUCAUAUCUGAGCCAAUCACCAUUUAUCAGAGAAAAAGAAAGAAACAACUCUUCCCCAGAAAGAAGUAGAACAAUCAUGGAGGCUAGGAGCAGAAAGAUUAGGAGUCAACCUUUGCUUCCCAAGCUGGCCACAGCAAGUCUCCAGCUACUGAAACCAGACAGUGGACAUCUGGACAACGGACAACUUCCCACCUUGUUCAAGCACCAGCAGAUGAAAGAUGGUUACCCUGUGCUUCUUCACCCUGUCAGGUGUGACCUCUUUUGGGCUAAACACUAAAAAGCAGUCUGUUCUCUUGCUCUAAUAAUAAAGUGAUUGCAUCAGGGAGAACCAUUCUUGUUAAAUUAUUUGAAUAUGUAGCCUAAAUAAUUAUAAUUUAUAUCAAAAAGUUUGUCAAAGAUAUUACAUCAAAUGUGCACUUGGUGAUCUCCUUCCUAUUUGGAGGAAUCUUACUACUAUUUGAUGGGUCACUGUCCCCAUCCUUAUUGAGGCUUUUCUCAGAUAUCACCCUGUGCUUAAAUCGAAUCAUAAUCACUUCUAUCAACGGCCAGCAAAAUUUUUCUGUAAAUGACCAGAUAGUGAGUAUUUUAGGCUUAACCGGCCAUGUGGCCUCUGUCACAGCUUCUCAACUCUCCAGCUGAUGCACAAAAGGAGCCACAGAAAAUAUGCAUGCAAAAGAGUCUGGCUGUAAACCACUAAAACUUUAUUUACUAAAACGGGAGGAGUGCUGGAUUUGGCCCACAAGCUAUAGUUUGCCAAUCACUGACUCAAACUGUUGAUUUUUGUUUGGAAAACUAAAAAUUGUGUUUGAAUGAAUUUCCAUUUUGAUUUACAGCCAUAACUAGAAAGAAUUUAUUCAUUCAGUGACAUUUAAUCUGUGCAGCAGAUACAUUCCCAAACCAUUUCAGGACUAGCAACAUACUAAUUUUUAAAGUACAUAUUCUUCAAACUGGCUUUCCUGAUUCUCCAAGGAAUUGCCUUAGAUGUACCUCAAGUCCCCGUGGUGUCUUCCAUUUUCCUCUCCUUACCCUCUUAACCUGUAUGCAUUUCACCUCCAUCCUCAACUAGUCCUGAGGAAGACCAGCAACUGGGAUUUGAAAAGUAGUACCAACUAGUACCAAACCAAGUUUUUUUUUUUUUUUUUUUUUUUUUUUACAUUUAGGAAUAUUAGAACACUUGUUUCCUUGGAUCCCAUUUUUCCCAGCUGGCAAUAUUUUCCAGUGGUUCAAAAUCCAAAAGGUGCAAAAUGGUAUUCAGUGAAAUUCAGUUAGUUUCCUUCCCUGAGAGCUCCCAAUAUUGUUAAUUUCUUGUUUAUUCUUCCAGAGGAUAUAUUUUAUACAUAUACAAAUACAUGCAUAUAUAAUUUAGAUUUGAUUUUUUAAUGACCUUAGCAUUCCUUUACUUUUGAUUUACCUGUAAAUGAUCCUGAGGUCCCAGAAGUGUGGACACUCCUUUCUUGAACUCAAGUAUAUGACAGUCAUAAGCUUAUCUUGAAAUAGUCUGUGGAUUUGUAGCCUGUUACAGGACUCUUUCUGCCCUUUGAUUUUAAGUGUAUUUUUCUUGCUUCGAUGUUUUGUUAAAAGCUUGACUCACAGUAACAGGAAACUUCAUGGCUGUGAGUGGACUCAUGAUUUGUAGUAAGAUGGACAUUAGAAAAGUUUUCAUUAAAGAAAAUCCAAA
This is a messenger RNA of Talpa occidentalis (Iberian mole), 3387 nucleotides long. RefSeq names its product autophagy related 4A cysteine peptidase (gene ATG4A). Lineage: Eukaryota; Metazoa; Chordata; Mammalia; Eulipotyphla; Talpidae. The transcript has 13 exons. Gene Ontology annotation, molecular function: protein-phosphatidylethanolamide deconjugating activity. The record is from RefSeq and is a predicted model, not a curated record. Bases 402 to 1586 code for a protein of 394 amino acids.